Molecule: messenger RNA, 1239 nt
Organism: Aspergillus piperis CBS 112811
Lineage: Eukaryota; Fungi; Ascomycota; Eurotiomycetes; Eurotiales; Aspergillaceae
Product: putative endo-1,4-beta-glucanase
Exons: 1
Coding region: 185-1018 (277 amino acids)
Source: RefSeq, a predicted model, not a curated record
ACGCAGUAAUGAAAAGAAUAAGGCAAUUCAUGAGCUGUGUGUGGGGACGAGUAUUCAUAACCCCUAGAGAUGAAGGAAGAUAUAAAGUCAGCCUUGAUCCUGUCGCCGAAAGAACAGUCCAAACCAGAGCAGCGCCUCAAACACCAAAACUGGAAAAUUCUCAUUAUUCUUUGGUUACAUCAAGAUGAAGGAAAUAAAUACCGUCAGCUGUCUGGCAACUCUUCUCUCCCUUACUGCCAGAAUAGCUGCUCACGGCCAUGUCAGCAAUAUUGUCAUCAAUGGUGUCUCCUACCGUGGCUGGGACAUCAACUCGGAUCCCUACAAUUCAGAUCCUCCGGUGGUAGUCGCAUGGCAGACACCGAACACUGCGAACGGAUUCAUUACGCCGGACGAAUAUGGCACGGAUGAUAUCAUCUGCCACCUGGAUGCCACUAAUGCCGAGGGGCAUGCAGUCAUUGCCGCAGGGGACAAGAUCAGUCUUCAAUGGACCACCUGGCCUGACAGCCACCACGGACCAGUCAUCAGCUAUCUUGCAAACUGCGGUUCGAGCUGCGAGACGGUAGACAAGACAACGCUCGAAUUCUUCAAGAUUGACGGUGUUGGCCUUGUUGAUGACUCGAGUGUGCCUGGCACUUGGGGAGAUGAUCAAUUGAUCGCAGACAACAAUACAUGGCUGGUCGAGAUUCCUCCGGAUAUUGCACCCGGAUAUUAUGUUCUUCGCCACGAACUGAUUGCCUUGCAUGGGGCCAGCAGCGAGAAUGGGGCACAGAACUAUCCUCAGUGUUUCAACCUCCAGGUGACCGGGUCAGGUACUGCCGAGCCUUCCGGCGUACUCGGUACGGAGUUGUAUAGUCCGAGAGACCCCGGAAUCCUCAUCGAUAUUUACCAGUCACUGUCCACUUACGAGGUACCUGGACCGACAUUGAUUCCAGAGGCAGUGUCAGUUGUGCAAUCGAGCUCGACCAUCACAGCAUCCGGGACACCCGUGACGGGGACCGCUGCGUCCGCUACAUCGUGAACCGGCUUGAUUGAGAAACUGUGGCUGCGGUCGGCAUGAUAUGGACUCACCCUCCGAUUGGUCUGUAGCAAUGUAGGGGGGAAAUGGAUCAUUGAGUCAAUUCGAAAUCUGCUCGUUUAGCGGCGUAAUUGCUGCUUACACCUUCGCUUCUUGCUUUUCUGGAAGUUUCCUGCCUGUGCAUCCACUUCUUCGUGUGGAUUAGUCGAAUAUUAAAUUAUAAC